UCAUCCCCUCCAAUCCUCAGCUGUUCUUCUCUGUGGAGGAAGGGCAGGAGAAAGAGAGAGUUUCUCACCAGCAACCUUCCGUCAGCAGUCUGCUCGGGGAGCGCGUCAGAGGAGCCAGAGGCCAAACCUGGGAUUGUGGAGUGUGAAGCAGCUCGUUGUGGUGGGAGCGACUGGGAGCUGCAGGAGAGAAGGCCGGCAGUGGUGACUGUUCUGUUUCCCGUCAGUAACGUCCUCGAGCAUCCGUCGCCAUGGCAGCUGAGAAAGCUGAAAUAGACAAACUGAAAAAGGAGUGUGACGCCCUCCGCACACAGAUUGAGGCGGCUCGUAAGGCGGUGAAUGACACCACCAUGACAGCAGCAGCCGGCGGUGUCGCCUCAGUGGGCCGGGUCCAGCUGAAGCUCAGGAAGACGCUCAAAGGUCACCUGGCUAAGAUCUAUGCCAUGCACUGGGCUGCAGACUCCAGGCAAAUGGUCAGUGCGUCACAGGAUGGAAAGCUGCUCAUCUGGGACACUUUCACUGGAAACAAGCUGGUUGCCGUCCCGCUGAAGUCUGCCUGGGUGAUGAGCGUCGCCUUCGCCCCCUCCGGUAACCUGGUGGCCAGCGGUGGUCUGGAUAACAUCUGCACGGUCUACAACAUCAAGUCCGCCAGCCCCAAGACCCUCAGGGAGCUGGACGCACACACAGGGUACUUGUCUUGCUGCCGCUUCCUGAGUGAUUCUGAGAUCCUGACCGCCUCCGGUGACACCACCUGCUGUCUCUGGGACAUAGAGACGGGCAAGCAGAAGACAGUCUACACCAAUCACAUCGGGGACUGCAUGUCUCUGGCUCUGUCUCCGGACAUGAAGUUCUUCAUCUCCGGAGCCUGCGACUCUCUGGCCAAGCUGUGGGACCUGAGGGAAGGGACCUGCAAGCAGACCUUCUCCGGACACACCAGUGACAUCAACGCCAUAUCUUUCUUCAACAGUGGAAAUGUGAUCAUCACCGGCUCCGACGACUGUUCCUGCAAGAUGUACGACCUGCGCUCCGACCAGGAGGUCAUGGCCUACGCCGACCCCACCCUGAACGCCGGCGUCACAUCCCUGGCCCUCUCCAACUCGGGCCGCCUCAUCUUUGCAGGUUAUGACGACUUCAACUGCCACAUCUGGGACUCGCUGAAGGGAGAGAAAGUUGGUGUUCUCUCCGGCCACGACAACAGGGUGAGCUGCACCGGCGUCCCCAAUGACGGGAUGGGCGUCUGCACAGGAUCCUGGGACAGUUUCCUCAAACUGUGGAACUGAGAUGUUCCAGGAAUGGAGAACCACAAAAAUAAAAGGCACCUACAGAAGAAAAGAGGAGGAGAAAGAGAAGGAGAGGAGGAAGGGGUGAAAAUAUGAAAGAGGAGAGAAGAUGCGUGCAAAACGACCUUCUCCUCUCUCUGUCUUCAUCCCUUCCUCUUCCUCUUCCUCUUCCUCGUGAAAGAGCCACGUUGUAUAAAAGGCCUCGUUUAAACGCUGCGUCCUGCUGGAUGAACAGAAGAGCUUCCAGGCGCUCAAACACGUUUCUAAAAAUAGAACAUUAAAAAAAUCAGCAAAGCAAAAAUUAAGAGCAUCAAGAACCUGUAGAUGUUUAAAAAUAAACGAAGAAAAUGCAUACAUGUUGAACAUUUUGUCAUAGAAUGAGAUAUUUAUUUUUGUCUUGGAGAUCUUUGACCUGUAAAAAACCCAACUUAGAUGAAAGACUGUAAAUUUAUUAAUAACUAGAAUAAAGAAUUAUUGUAUAUUUUGUUGAAGGGCAAAGCAAAGUUAUCACCUGCUAACGCAGAUCAGGUUAACUCCAAGAUGGCGGAUGUGUGUCCAUCUCUGUGAUCAUGUGACUGUCCCAAAUAAAUUAUGAUUUAAAGGUUGACUUUAUAAACUAAACAAAAGUCUUUAAAAACCCGUGAGGCUAAUUUCACCUCCCUGGGCUCUGCAGCAUUUUGUAGUUCUCGUGCAAUUCAUGUAAAAAAAAAAAAAUGUUUCUGGAAAAUCUUUCUAAUAAAUAGUUCUGCAUUGAAAUCAA
Molecule: messenger RNA, 2037 nt
Organism: Nematolebias whitei (Rio pearlfish)
Lineage: Eukaryota; Metazoa; Chordata; Actinopteri; Cyprinodontiformes; Rivulidae
Gene: gnb3b
Product: guanine nucleotide binding protein (G protein), beta polypeptide 3b
Exons: 9
Coding region: 249-1277 (342 amino acids)
Biological process (GO): G protein-coupled receptor signaling pathway
Cellular component (GO): cytoplasm; heterotrimeric G-protein complex
Molecular function (GO): protein binding; signaling receptor complex adaptor activity
Source: RefSeq, a predicted model, not a curated record